GAAGAUAAUUGAGCGUAAAAGUGGGAACUUUAAACGAGGAAGUGAAGUAGGAAUGGGGAGCAACCUAAAUGCGGUGUUCUACGCCAAGAAGUACCAUCCAAUUCAAUCCGGCAGCAUCGACGGCACCGAUAUUCUUCCCCACGACAACGCUGUCUACCGGGCACUCCUCUGCUCCAAUGCCGGCCUCUAUGAUCCUUUUGGAGACGCCAAAGCCGUGGGUGAUCCUUACUGCACUCUCUUCGUGGCUCAUCUCUCUCGCGUCACUACCGAACACACUCUUCGCGAGGUGAUGAGCAAAUAUGGAAGAGUGAAGAACUUGAGAAUAGUUCGCCACAUUGUAACAGGUGCUUCAUGUGGUUAUGCCUUUGUUGAAUUUGAAACAGAAAGAGAGAUGCGGCGGGCAUACAGGGAUGCUCACCAUAAGAUUGUUGAUGAUUCUGAAAUUAUAGUUGAUUACAACAGGCAGCGGUUGAUGCCAGGUUGGAUUCCAAGAAGGUUAGGAGGAGGACUCGGUGGCAAAAAAGAAUCUGGACAACUUCGAUUUGGAGGCCGUGAGAGACCAUUUCGUGCCCCAUUGCGACAGAUACCCUUCGAUGACCUGAAAAGGCUAGGAAUAGAACCUCCACCAGAGGGACGAUAUAUGACUCGCUUUCAGGUUCCAUCACCACCUCGAAGAGAAAGGAGCUCCGGAGACAGUGAAGGUUCCCCUCGCAAGUACAACCAAAACAAGCGUUCUCAUCAUCAUCAGCUGGAGAUGUCAUCUAAAGAUGAAUGUGAUUCCAGUAGGCACAAAUAUUCCAUGGGCAGAGAGGGUGCCUCUGGCAAGAACCUUAAGCGCAGAACAGAAAGAUCAUGUAGUCCUGACGUUUCAUCUGACCGUUCAAGAGAUCGGGAAGAACGCUACUCCCUCCAACACCGAAAGCAAAGUAGGCGCAGUAGUAGCCGGCAGUCCUCUCGUCAUGACCGUUCAUCUGUUGAAAGCUCGAUGCACAGGGAAGAACUUCACCAUGUACGCAGGUCAUUAUCAUAUCAAUAUGAUGAUAGGUGGUCUCCUAGCAGGAAGAGGUCACCGGUUGAUUAAGAACCACUGCAAAUUUACCAUUGCAGUUUGUAAAAUACUCUGUAGAGGAUAUUAUUACGUUGUGGAGAGGCAGAGUAAUUUUAACUUUGGUAAGGCACUCAUAAGUCAUAAGUCAUCAGUCAUGGGUAUAAAUUUCAGUUUAUUUACUAUGUACUAUCCUCUGUUAUUUAAUUUUUGCAACACUUUAUAUUAGUAAAAAUUAUAAAAAGUUGAUAUUUUGGAAA
This is a messenger RNA of Cuscuta europaea, 1305 nucleotides long. The record is from the annotation of a GenBank genome assembly. Lineage: Eukaryota; Viridiplantae; Streptophyta; Magnoliopsida; Solanales; Convolvulaceae.